AUGUGUGUGAUGGAUCUACUCACUGAAACAGGAGUGCUUGGAUGUAAGCCUAUUGACACACCCAUUGAAAUGAAUCACAAGUUGUGUGAAGACAUGGACCACUUGACAACCAACAAGGAACAAUACCAGUGCCUUGUUGGAAAGUUGAUAUAUUUGGCAUACACAAGACCAAUUGUACUUGAAGUCAACCCUGGGAAGAGAUUAAUAUUCCCAAAGAAUGGAAAUCUCGAAGUUGUUGGAUAUACAGAUGCUGAUUGUGCUGGUUCCAUUACAGAUAGCUGUUCUACAUCGGGUUACUUUACAUUCGUUGGAGGUAACCUAGUCACUUAG
This is a messenger RNA of Prunus armeniaca (apricot), 330 nucleotides long. The record is from the annotation of a GenBank genome assembly. NCBI's taxonomy places the organism in Eukaryota, Viridiplantae, Streptophyta, Magnoliopsida, Rosales, Rosaceae.